UCAUGGCUACAUCAAGCAUUCUCACUCCACUCAAAGAGCUCAAAGUCGCCAAACAUCAAAUCCAGGCACAUGGCUUGACACCAAACACAUCAAUCCAGAACAAACCUUUGUUACUGUACAGAAAUGCAUUCAAGGCAAACACCAGUGCAAGUCAGAUCGAAGAACAUCUGAGCAAAGUAGGCGUAGUGGACCCAGCAUGGAGGUAUACUAUGUACUCGACAUCCCACUUCCACAGCACCUCUCACGAAGUCCUCGCCAUCUGCAACGGAGAAGCCAAACUAUGCUUUGGCCACGAAGACAAUCCGGACCGUGUAGAGGAGACCUUGAAGCAAGGAGAUGUGGUUGUUGUGCCCGCAGGAGUUGCUCACAGAUUGUUAGAAGAUGUUCAAGGAGGGUUUGAGAUGGUGGGAUCAUAUCCUAAAGGAUUGAGUUGGGAUAUGUGUUAUGGAAAGAAAGGGGAAGAAAGCAAGAUCAAGGGGAUUGAGAGAUUGGGGUGGUUUGAAAAGGAUCCGGUGUAUGGAGAGGGAGGCCCUGCUACGGAGGUU
Messenger RNA from Aureobasidium vineae, 545 nucleotides. The record is from the annotation of a GenBank genome assembly. NCBI's taxonomy places the organism in Eukaryota, Fungi, Ascomycota, Dothideomycetes, Dothideales, Saccotheciaceae.